Neltuma alba is the source of this 529-nucleotide messenger RNA. Its product is annotated as non-symbiotic hemoglobin 2-like. NCBI's taxonomy places the organism in Eukaryota, Viridiplantae, Streptophyta, Magnoliopsida, Fabales, Fabaceae. The record is from RefSeq and is a predicted model, not a curated record. Gene Ontology annotation, molecular function: heme binding; oxygen binding. Bases 1 to 459 code for a protein of 152 amino acids. The transcript has 4 exons.
AUGGCUGGCUUCAGUGAGAAGGAAGAGGCUUUGGUCAAAAGCUCAUGGGAGGAUUUGACCAAAAAUUUUCCCGAAUAUAGCUUUUAUUUCUUCACCCAGUUAGUGCAGACUGCACCUGCGGUGAAAGAAUUGUUCCCUUUCUUGAAAGGUUCGAGUGAAGUUCCCAAAAAUAAUCCUCAGCUAGAAGCCCAAGCCUUGAAGGUUUUUAAGCUGACUUUUGACUCAGCAAUUCAACUGAGAGAGAAAGGAGAGGUUGCCAUAGCAGAUCCAACAUUAAAGCAGUUGAGUUCUGUACAUGUCCAGAAAGGAGUCACUGAGCCCCAUUUUGAGGUGGUGAAAGAGGCACUGCUUAAAACAGUAAAGGAAGCAGCAGGAGCAAAGUGGAGUGAAGAUUUGAACAAUGCAUGGGUUAAAGCAUAUGAUGGGGUGGCAGCUUUAAUUAAGAAGGGAAUGAAAUAAAUAUAGUGUUGAUGACACAAUACUCAAAUAAGCUUUUAUCAUAUAUACGUAUACAAAAAACAACUUAUUA